UAAAAAAAGGAGCGUGCAGCGAUAGCAUCCAUCACAAUAAUAAACAAUCAAAAUUUGAUUAUAAUAAAAACAACGGUUUUUUAUCAUAUUAGUUAAAAUUAAUUGAUUGCAAUAUGUCUAAACAGUAUGGAUUGAUUGAUCCAAAAGCAAAUAAAUCCAAACUCGGUGUUACUAAACAUGCUGCGUUUGCGAGUGAUUCAGAUUCGGACUCUUGUCCUACUAAAAAGCCCUCGGUGAAUCUAUGUCUUGGCGAAAGCCAAAAACGACAAGCAAGGGCAGCCCAACAGAAAGCACUAGAGGAAGACCCCACUAUCUAUCAAUAUGAUGAACUGUAUGAUGAUAUGGAUCAGAAACGUAAAGAGGCUAAAGCUGGCAAAUCGCAGGAAGAACGAAAGCCUAAAUAUAUUACGAAGUUGUUAGAAACUGCAGACAAACGAAAAAAGGAACAAGAACGGCGCAUAGAACGUCAAAUACAAAAAGAACGCGAAGCUGAAGGGGAGAUGUACAAAGAUAAGGAAUCUUUCGUAACAUCCGCUUACCGGGCUAAGCUAGAAGAGAUGAAGAAAGCUGAAGAGGAGGAAAAGCGGGAAGAAUACUUGGAGCGCAUAGGAGACGUCACCAAGCAAGGCGAUCUAGGUGGUUUCUACAGGCAUAUUUACUCACAGAAGAUGGGCGAAAAAUCGAAUGAGGAAACACCCAAAGAUGAAACGAUAGACAUUAAGCAAGAACAGCCCGAUUCCGAAGAUGAAGAACAACCUAGCGACAAUAACGCUCCAUGUAACAAGGAGAGCUCCGCAAAAGUUAGGCGGUAUCGCAAACGUGCUUCGGAUGACAACGAUGAACAUGAGGGCGAUGAAAAGAAUGAUUCCAAUAAAAAGAUUCAUUUGCAGUCUAAUUUGGAUGCGGAUUCUGAUUUCAGCAUAGAUUCCAACAGCUCAAGUAAUGAGAUGAGUGAAUCAGAAGAGGACGAAAAGUCGGAUAAAAAAGACAAAAAUGCAGUAAAAAUUUUGCCUAAAAGUCCACCUGAAGCAUUGAAAUUAGAUCAGGCAACUGAUUUAAGUUCGACAAUCGUACCUAGAGAAGAAAAGAAACCUCCCAAAGAGGACCUUAACGGAAAAGAAAUGGUAAAAUCCGAAGAAGAGGUACAAGUGAUUAAGGCACCUAAAAUCGAUAUUUGGAAGAAACGAACUGUCGGAGAUUUGUUUGACGCAGCGUUACAAAGAUAUUUUGAGCGUAAGGCAGCCAGAGAAACUGGUUAAACUUGGUUCCAAUUCACCAAACAAAUGCAUUAUCAUGUAUUGUAUUCUAAUAAAUAUUACAAUAAAAACAUGAAACCAUUGAAAACUAUUAA
Messenger RNA from Uranotaenia lowii, 1351 nucleotides. Its product is annotated as nuclear speckle splicing regulatory protein 1. Gene Ontology annotation, biological process: regulation of alternative mRNA splicing, via spliceosome. The record is from RefSeq and is a predicted model, not a curated record. The coding region runs from base 114 to 1259 and encodes 381 amino acids. Lineage: Eukaryota; Metazoa; Arthropoda; Insecta; Diptera; Culicidae. The transcript has 3 exons.